CACGACGUCACGAGGAGCGACCCCUCUUCGCUGAUACUACAUGGAAGAAUAGCUAUGCCAAUCCGAUGAAACUUUAAACUAGCUAUAAUUCAUAUUGCAAGACGGUUAAGAAACGAUAAUCGCGUUUCAUUAAGUGGCUCAAAUGACUGAAGUUGCUGUGUUGAUGUGAUUCGCGUAUGAAAUGGAUACACGCUGAUGCAAGUUCUCUUGUGGCAACCCCGUAAGAGAAACGUCCAAGAUGGCGUCUGGAUUAGGAAAUAUAGGCGAAACCUAUCUGAACAUCGACCAUGCUAGUAAUUCUCCUCUCCUGUUCGGGGAGGAGGACUACAGUGGUUAUUCUGGGUUCCCCAUGAACGAGAGCAACUUUAACGAAAGCACGGUGUCAUCUGGCGCCGUCAAGCUCCCUCUGCAAGUGAUCAUACCAAUAGCUACUGCCAUGUCGUUCGUAAGCCUUAUCACAUGUAUUGGCAACGCCCUUGUAAUUGUUGCGGUGCGGACGGACAGAAGACUUCGAACUGUAAGCAAUUACUUUAUUCUCAGUCUAGCUGUUGCGGACCUACUCAUUGGAACCCUCGUGAUGCCGCUAAGUAUCAUCUACUUCGUGGAAGGUCAAUGGCUACUUGGACUCAUCGUGUGCCAAACAUGGUUAACCACCGACUACGUCACCUGUACGGCUUCCAUUUUCAAUCUAUUUAUUCUCAGUCUCGAUCGGUACUGGUCCAUUAGCUCGCCGUUGAAAUACAUGAAGAAAAGAACGCCACGCCGUGCUAUGCUCAUGAUAAGUUUGGCGUGGUGUCUUUCUUGCGCAUGGAUCGUACCGGUCUGGGGAUGGCAUUACUUUGAACGGGAUGGAAAACCAAGGGCUGUUCCGUCCAACGAGUGCGACACGGAAUUCCAUGCAAAUAUAAUAUUCAAAGUCCUGACAGCAAUACUUAAUUUUUACAUUCCGCUAAUAUCCAUGCUAUUCGUUUACGGAAAGAUAUUUUAUGAAAUCAAGACAAGAUCAAAGAUGUGUGUAGGGCAGAGGUCGAGUGGAAAUAAGAAGUAUUCGAUCAGACACUCUGCUCACAUGAUUCCGUUACCUGUAGCGGUAGAUGUUUGUCCAAAUACCCCUUCGAAUGAGGAGCCGGAAGAAGUGGAAGAACAAAAUGCUUCAUGGAUACCUGACUUCGAUUCAUUAAGUACGAGUAAAGACACCUCGCAAGAAUAUGCCGACCAGAGCGAGUCGUGUCCGCCAAACAUCGCUGCUAAACGAAUAAAGAAAGGAGAGGUUGAUCAUCAGUUGAAAAAUAUCUCGCAUUUAACAUUGGCAACAAUGGGUCUUGCUGGUAUAGUAGGUCCCAGUAUGAUGGGAGGAGUUCCUCCUGGGCAGCGGAUACUUAAGAGAAAAAGAGCAGAAAAGGAUUCACUUGCCAUAAAGCAAGUAAAAAGAAUUCUACCUGACGAGAAUAACAAACAUAGGAUAGAAACAAAUGUUCCCAUGAUAAAAGAACCGUCUAAUAGUACUUCCAGUGGUCCUGGAGAUAUCCAGACGGAUGGAGAGGUCAUUCAAAUGAAAGAAAUCAAUGGUAAUGUAUCAGAUAAUAAGUCUAUAUUGAGACAAGGAGAAACGUAUUUAUGUCCCGAUCGUGCUCCAAAUGGGACGACAAAAAGGAGGAUAUCAUUUACUGUUGAUUCUGUCGCAUCCAAAGAAGAACUUGAACCAUUGCGUAGAAACUCUUACGAUGAGAGGAAAACUACAAGUCCAAAGUAUAGGGGCGUUAGGUACAACAAAGAGAGUUCAAGUCCUACUCAUCUACUUCCAACUGAUAAUGUCAGCCCGGAUAAUUUAUCUCCUAGUCGAGCAAAACCUAAACCUCAAGUAAAGAACGGUGGAAUCGCGGGUCGAUUUUCAUUUGCAAGAUUUAGUAUUAGACAUGGAAAGACGAGCGAGUUCUUACGGGACCGAAUCCGACGUUUCUCGUUGAACAAAGAAAGAAAAGCUGCUAAGCAAUUGGGUAUUAUUGUCAGUUGUUUCAUCACCUGUUGGCUACCGUACUUCAUAUCAUUCAUGGUUAUUGCUUACUGUCCAAAUUGUGUUGACCCGAAUGUUCACUAUGCUCUGAUAUGGCUGGGCUACUUGAACUCAACCAUGAAUCCCUUUAUAUAUCCACUGUGCAACAGUAACUUUAGGAAAGCCUUCAAGAAAAUUUUUGGCAUCACAUCCUGUAGAUCUUCGACUAAACCCAAACCCCAGACUAGAUCAAUGUACAGAAGACCGAAAAGCAAAUAGCUGCUUGCAAUCUUGUUCAGAUUUUUUUUUCCGCAUUGAAGUGCCAGUAAAAAUAUACAUAGACAUAUAUUUUGCAAGAUGAAUUAAUUAUACUAUUAUGACAUGCAAUUGAAUCGGGUAUAGUCUUGUAUGUAACACACGUAUAUAGGAGUAACAAUAGUUGACACUGAUUCCGACUAGAAAUCCUCAUAAAACGAAUGCCACUAUGAAAGGUAAUAAAGAUGAUAUAAUUAAGAUGCAAAUUAUUGUUUGACAUUUACACAACAAUUUCAAGUAAUUUCUACUGUGAUCAUAUAAUUUACCGUUCCUCAACAUCUGUCAUAAUUUUCCCGCAUGUACUAAAUGUAUUUCAUUUAUCAAUUCGCUCGUGUGCUUUUUUGGUUUUCUUUUUAGUUUAGUACUGUAUAUGUUGCCUAAUGGAAUUCGGUUGACCUGUCGAUUCUGAAGUCUAUUUAUACUUUUAUAGAAUAUUAUUUAUAUAGCCUACAUCUUCACAAUCAUGCAAAUAACAUGUUAUCAAAUUCAAUGUUAAUCAAUUUUGAGAAUGUGUUGGAUUAAUGUCAUGCUAAAUUUUACUUAACCCUACACGAUGAACACGUUGAAUCAAGUUGGAAAAAUCAUUUCAUUGCAAUUUUAAUACAUGGAACGACAGUUUAUUCAACUUCCAAUCAAUUUAUCAGAAUCCUAUUCAACUGACUGAUAUAAUGGCAUCGAGAGGUGCUUUGAAGAAAAUAUCAUUAAUCACUCGAUAUAAAGUUCUCGUAAAAUAUGAUUGCCUUUACCAGUAACUCCAUUAACCGAGCUCAUACAUGAUUUUCCUAGAAAAGACUCCCAAAUAAUCACUAUUAUGCCUAGAUCGUUAAAAAAUAAAUUUGAAUUUUAAAAACGACUUCGAAAAAAAAUAUAUAUACGUUCUUUAGCAAAAUAUGUUCAACAUAACAAAUUAGGAGACCAACAAUUAUCUGAAGUGCCACGUUUCUAACCACAAACAAGACUGAAGUGUCAUUGGACGAUUUUUUUUCAGUGAUUUUCACCCUAAACUUCCUCUUUGUUAAUCAGGGACAGAUAUAUCAGUAUAGCUUACAAAUGCUGUAACUAACGAAUUGCUUCGUGAAAUAGUCCAAAAUAACCAUAAAUCUGAGGUGCUAAAGAUAAAGGCGCAAUGGAAUUGAGGGCAUAAGGGAGACACAACCUCGUCUCCAAACAAAAAGAAUUGACUACGAACAAGACAGACUUUCCUAGUUCCACGAUCCUUUUUGGUGAAUGACGGAAGUAUCAUUGACUGUUAUCAAACAAGGAUGAUUUUUUUCUACUGACCAUUAACAAGAUACCCCUGACCUGUAUGUAGUAUGAAGAGACCUACUAUAACAACAUUGUUAUUUCCGUAAUAUCGUAUAGGAAUUAGUUCAGAUUUGACAGAAAGUGUUCUGGCGCAGUGGGCAGGUUUUCGAAUUUUGAAUCACAGAGUUUUGGGUUAAAAUUCUACCACAGCACUCGCGUUCUCUGGCAUAGUGUUUAUCUACAUUUUCCACUUUCCAGCUGUAGUAAAUAGUUACCUGGUAGGCAAAAGUUCCUUGACAAAUAGAGCGCCUGUUCUAGGUAUGCGUGCUAAGGACGGGAGCCGGUAUAAUGGUAUACAGCUAGCGCUUCUUAUAAAAUAAAAUGCAUUUAACGAGCGCUAAACAGUUAUUGCAUGUCAUUAUCGUUACCAACAAAUCGGACGGCCGGGCAUCUUUCUUAGAUAUGGAUGACUCCGAGACUAAUGAGACGGACGCUCUCGAGAGUUUUCUCUGAUAUGACAAAAUAGGGUGAUAUUCAUCUAUCUACGAAUAAGACGAUGUUUCUUAUCCAAGGACUAACUAAAAAUGAGUGAGAUAUUCAUAGACUCAAUAAUUUUCAAAGAAAUAUAUGAGAUUUAUUGCAAAUGAGACAAAUGUUCUUGAUCUCAAAAUGACUGUUGUCCAAGCUAGCCCAUCUGUGAUGAAAUGACACACUUUAUAGGAUUCAAAACUACCAAGAAACUCGAGUGCCAUAUCACGGACUUAAAUGUGACAUAACUCAUUUUCAUGUCACACAAAGAUAUUCCGCAUGUCAUGUGACAAGUAAUAAAAAAACUAAUCUGUUAUUUCACAUAUUUAGGUGCGAAUGUGUCAUUUAAGGUUACCUGGGAGACGUAAGUCCCCGACCCGAAAACACCUGUGGGUGGGACGGAUAUAUCCAUGGUUUCUGAACCCAAGUAUUUUAUCUGUCUUCACAAAAGCACUGACUCUGAGACAGGAUAAGACUGACUACGAACGAGACGGAUGUUCCCGGGUUUUUUUUCUUCAGAUUUUACCAAGACUUAUUAUUUUAAUCACGACUGAUUACAAAUGAGACCAACGUUUGCUAUCCGAUAAUUUUUUUGAGAUAUGACAAGAGUACAAUUAAGUCAAAGACAGGACUACCAAAUACAUCGACGUCCCUUACCCCCAACUUUUUGUCUAUUGACGGAUGUGAGUCUGACUGCUGACGAGACAAACGUCCCCACUUCAUACAAUUUCACGAUCGAUUUGACAGGAGCAUUAAUGGGACUGACUUCUAUUGGGACGGACGUUCCUUGGCUCCAUGACAAUUACAUGAAGACGUGUGAAUACUAUAAUAGCAACUUUGACGCUGUUCGUAUCACCAUGAACCUAUUACAACAUAUUUUGUUUAAUGCAGAACAAUCACGAGGCCGAUACCAAUAAGACUGACACACCUGGGGCUGUGAUUCUUUUUAACCCAUAAGCUAAUUGUGACCGACGCUCUGUACAUAUCUCUUCAACAUGUUCAACAGACUUUUACGGAACAAAGCUGAUGGCAAUAUUAUGUCAGACCGGGUUGCUGUUGGUGUCGAUCAUUUUACCAUUCGUAAGACCUGACUUUGAACAUGUUACUCUAUACUAAGGUUUUAACACUUAUUAAGGUUUUAACAUGGUAAUAAAUAAGUCAGACGGCUGACGCUACAUGACACAACGAGGAGAGAAGGUAAACGUAUCAUUGAUUGAAAAAAAAACAUAAUUAUGUCGAUAAUCAGUCUUUUUCCAAUCACAAUAUACAUGAUAUAGUAUCAGGCAUCUUAAGACUGUUUUUGAACGACUUCCAAACUGUUAUAUUACCAUAUUCCACUAAAACUAAACUUCUUACACACAAAUGUUUGUAUUUUUAAUAAAAUAAACUUUGGGCAAUGUCAAAGACACAGCACAAAGUUGUACUUCUCAUGGAAUGUUAUGAUGACAAUGUUGCUAACCGUAAUGACAAGUCCACUUGUACAUGGAGUAAAAGAACAAUGUAAAUGGAAGGGCAAGGACCAUUAAUGCUGCCUUUAAAAUGAUAUUGCAAUUUGGGAGCACUUAAACAUUAUACGAGAUACUAGACGGAUAAGAUUUGUCUGUUUUUUAGAUUAUUUUCCUGACUUUUAGACGACCAGUUCCCAUUCGACGACAAUAAAAUGACCAAACGCUGAUUUUUGGUGAUAUGAAAAUCGAUGCGGACAAACUGAACAAUAUAGAUUCUGCUGCAUUAACAUGGUUAAGCUUUCAGAUUCACGACGGUCGAGAAUGGAGCCUAUAUAAGACAUGUGAGAGAUGAAGGGUGAUCAAAGUUAAACAGGUUAAAAUAUACAUAGACCACGUAAACCUAAUGCAGAGUUUCUAUGUACGAGGAACGAUUACUUCAUAAAGACUGAUCCAUAUGUAUACAUUUGUUUCAACUAAACUAUCGCCAAUCAGAGUAACUGGACGACGACGAGACAUACCAUGCUUAUCGAACAAGUUUGCUUUGUCGUGAUGUGUAUGUUAACAUUAAAACAUUUGAGGAUGCCUUUAUCCUCCUUAGACACGUUAGAAGACCCUAACAUGACUUCGCGCCCAAAUUUAUAGUCUAUCAUUUGAUAGCUGUUUGCUGUAUGGGAUUGUACCCUUUGACAUUCAUUCCAUAUUAAUCCCACUACGUGGCCGUUAACUUGUUUGCAUGAUAAGUAAACUAAUCACCUUUGAUGUAGGCGAGGACUUUCCGCCAAUCUUCUACACAUUAUUCAUAGCUAAUUUCAUCUCUAAUGAGUUCAUGUAUACAAACUUUUAUUUUGUCUCGACAAACGGGAAGAUGGGUACCUGCGGCUCGUACAAUUAUAUUAGAAGAAAUAUUGAUAAAAUAUCUGUCAAGAACUGACAUUAUAAGAACAAAGUAUAUUGGAAUAACCAAUUAACAAUAGCAUGAAUAACAGAAAUAAUUAAUUGGGAAAUCUAACCUGACCUACAUGUAGACAUAAACAACAAAAAAAGCGGAAAGCAGGGCAAACAUCCAUUAUUCGACUGACUUUCGCUACGUCACUUUUUCCUCAGAAAAUAGCAGUUGUAUCCAUGACCAGUAAACAACACUACAAUGUUGAUGGACUAUACUGUAUUGUAAUUAAUAUACAUUAAAAUACGGUAUAAUACUUUCGGAUACAAUCACGUAGUCUUCACUGGUUCUACGACUGACGAUACAACUUUAGUACGAAAUUUAAUGGAGACUCUCGCAAAAUGACCACUAGAAAGUCCAUCGAGAAGCUACAAGACGCUAGAAUUAAACUAGAGGAAGAUUCUUUUAUAAUAUGACCACCGACAUAAUUAUGACCCGAUACAUACACAAAAAUUACAAUGAAAUGUGACGAGACGAUGCUACAAUGACUUAAAGUUUGACUGAAGUAUUACCAGCCAACGAACCAACGGCUUUUGAGUCAGAUACCUAGUUGGGGUCAACAUGACCGGUGCCCCUUAUACAUGUUAUAGGGCAUCGAUUAAGUUGAUAUCAGCCAAUGUAGUUGUUUUCGUUGUUGAAUGAUAUAUCAAAUAGUAUACAGACAUGUCUGGCACAAUGUUUAUUAUAUCAAAAAGACAUCUCCAAAACUAUAACGAGACGAAGUGACGAUUAAAUAUAUCCCAAUGAGAAAAAUUACAACGAGCCCACCUAAAUCGCAUGUGAAGGAGGCUUGGAAAUACAUUGGGUUCGGCGACAAGUCAGAGACGUUAUGUCAACUAAAAAUAAAUCAUUGGACACAGUAAUACAAAAAAUCUUGACAAGUUGACCCAAAAGGACGCGGGUCUGUAUUCAGACCUCCAGAACGCCCCCCCCCAAAAAAAAAAAAAAAAAAAAAAAAAAAAAAAUCAAAUUUCCCAAAAGUCUGCAGUUGGGAUUGAAGUUGACCAUGGACAUACGAAGAAAGACUUUACCUGAGUUCCAGACUACCCCUGAUGAGACCAUGGAUCGCAAAACUGGACAGAAUAUCCUUCGAUUGAUUUUCGGCCAAAAAUAAUCGCCCAUUACACAUGUCAUACAUAACGGUUUAAUUCAUCCUUUGAAAAUCAAGACUCCUCACCCCAUGUUACUUCCAUGUAGUUUAGUUUUAAAACUCCAAACGAACCAUUUGUUCUACGUAUAUUAGGGGAUGCUCUACUCACCAUCAAUGCCAAGACAUUGAAACCUACUAAAUGAAUGGAGACCAUGCAUCACCACCACCACCACCAAAUAACCAACAGCAACAACUAUUAAUACUACAGUUCCUAAUUUUCAUAACUACUACUACCUCUAAUUGUACUUCUACUACGAGUAGUACUACUACCACUAAUUUUACUAUUACUACUACUACUACUACUACUACUAUAUUACUACUACUACUGCUGCUACUACUACUACUACUACUACCGCUGCUACUACUACUACCACCACUACUACUACUAAUAUUACUACUAGUACUACUACAACGACGAAAAAGACUGAUAACAACAUUACUAAUAAUUUAACUGCACUUCUACAACGACUACUACUAUUAUUACUACUAGAACUACUACAACUUUUACUACUACUGCUAACACUAGAACAAAUCCUAGUUCUACUUCUACCACUACCACUGCUACUUCAACUUAUCCUACUACUAUUUCACUAUUGUUACUACUACUACUACUACUACCGCUAAUGCUGCUAUUAUUAUUAUUACUGCAACUACUACCGACUGCAUGUACUAUUACGACAACGACGAUUGCCAUAUUUUGCUGCCCCCAAUCCAUAUGAGGUAAAUGGGUACUUCUUUGAAUGAACCCAAUUUGAAACUUGAGUAUUUAUUAAAGUGCAUAUCGGAAUACAUAUACAAAUGUAUAUCAUUACUACUACUCCUAUACUACUACUACUACUACUACUACUACUACUACUACUACUACUAUUACUACUAUACUACUUCUACUACUAAUGCUACUACUACUCCGAUGACUACCAUUACUACUUCUACUACUACUAUUACUACUGUCUCUACUCCUACUUCUACGCCUGCUACUACUUAUAAUACUACUACUACUACUACAACUUCUACUACUAUCACUGUACUAAUGUUUCUACUGCCGUGACAACUUCUACUACUACUUAUGUUAACAACGCCUUACUAAAAACUAAAUUCCAUAAAAGACAAAGCUCCCUUUAUUUUGAAAUAGUGCAAAAACCCAAGAACGUUGAAAAUAUAAGCCGCAAUAUAUGCCUACCACAAGCAUGCCCUUUUUAAUGUACGAUGUCUUCGGGUUAAAUUUUCCAAGUCUUGUGAUUGUCCCCGUCAAUCUUUUGUUUACCUUUUUCAUCACCUUGGCAACCAUUAUGUUCGGACCAUCACCAACAUCAUGAACAUUCAUUCAAUUUGGGGACUGCAUAAUAAUGUUCUAUUGAUGUUUACAUGCAGAAGGUUGUUUCUUAAAACACUCAAUUAUAGAUAAUGUCAACAUGCUUCCCGCAUUGUCACAAAUGAAGAAAAUAUUCAAUACAUCAAAUCAGAAGAUACUGUUUAAUUCGACGCUUUUUGUUGUUCUUCCGAAGCUAUUUGUUUCCUUUGAUUUUUAAUUGUUUGGUUCUUACGUUUUGAUAAAUAGAACUAUUACCUCUCUCCAUCUCCAUGAACUUUUUUUUAAAGUAAUUUAUCACUUUGCAUCUAUCUUUUUUUUUUCAUUUUAUCUAGAACGAUCAUUCUCGUCCUAUGUCUGGCAAUUCUUGUUGUAAUAAAUUUUACGUGAUUCGCCAAUACAAAUUGGAAUAAUAAUGAAAACGGCUGCUGCGUUCUAUAUACAUGGGUUUCCGGUUGUUAAAAAUAGAAGACAACCGCUUAAAUCCUUUUCUAGAGCAUAAAUAUGCUUCCCAUUCUGAGUAAACCAUAUUUACUUUGUACUUACCAAGUGUGUUUUUGUGCAUUAAACUCCUUGCCACCGCCCCGAGAUAGACUAGUGGUUGACAUUUAUUAACCAUGAGUAUGUGAGAGUAUGAAGUGCUCGACUCUUACAAAGUUAGCAUACAUUUGGUCAAUAUAUGGUUUUAUUCAAAUAUGUCUCAGUGCUCGAGAGCGAGCAGUAUCCAUUUUCGAGGAUAAUCUCAAAAUAUUUGUUGAGUAAAGUGGAUACCAUGAGUAGGAGACGGAAACAGAAAGUCAUAUAUUGCGUGUUAUCCCUACUUUGUAUCAUCAAAUUUACAUGACCGGCGAUCCAUAAGUUUGUGUUUGUCUUUAAUUUAUUGCGUCUGUAUUAUUUUGUAUGAUAUAGAAAGAUGUUUGUGAUGUGUUUCAUUUGAACGUGUUUAUCAUAACGAAAUGGCAUGCAAAUAUGAAAAAUAAAAGACUAAAGAAGAUACGUUUUAUAUUAAA
This is a messenger RNA of Lytechinus pictus (painted urchin), 9941 nucleotides long. Its product is annotated as histamine H1 receptor-like. The record is from RefSeq and is a predicted model, not a curated record. Gene Ontology annotation, molecular function: G protein-coupled acetylcholine receptor activity; G protein-coupled serotonin receptor activity. The coding region runs from base 239 to 2272 and encodes 677 amino acids. Gene Ontology annotation, biological process: G protein-coupled receptor signaling pathway, coupled to cyclic nucleotide second messenger; chemical synaptic transmission. The transcript has a single exon. NCBI's taxonomy places the organism in Eukaryota, Metazoa, Echinodermata, Echinoidea, Temnopleuroida, Toxopneustidae. Gene Ontology annotation, cellular component: plasma membrane; dendrite.